Messenger RNA from Xylona heveae TC161, 1341 nucleotides. RefSeq names its product amidohydrolase. NCBI's taxonomy places the organism in Eukaryota, Fungi, Ascomycota, Xylonomycetes, Xylonales, Xylonaceae. The coding region runs from base 1 to 1341 and encodes 446 amino acids. The transcript has a single exon. Gene Ontology annotation, molecular function: hydrolase activity, acting on carbon-nitrogen (but not peptide) bonds. The record is from RefSeq and is a predicted model, not a curated record.
AUGGUCACCGUCAUGGCGCCUCCCGAGUCAGCGGUUAAACCAUGGAAGCCCGGUCCGCAAAAGCGCUAUGUCCUGCGAGGCGCGAACGUGGUAGAUACAAUGUCUGGAUCUGUCCGACGAAAUUGCACCGUCAAACUCGCUGGAGGAAAAAUCGCGAGUAUAACUGAUGGUGAUGAGGAUGAUGUGGCAGAGGACGCAACAAUUAUCGACGUAACAGGGAAAUAUCUGUGCCCUGGCCUCAUUGACUCCCAUGUUCAUCUGUGCGCAGUCACGGGUGAAAAGGAUCUGGGGAAGCUGUUCAAUUUGGAUUCGACCAUGGCCGCCAUGCGUGUGCCGUAUACUUGCCUACAGAUGCUGAGGCGUGGCUUCACUACCAUUCGGGACUGUGGCGGCUGCCCGUUGGCGCUUAAGGAAGCGGUGGAGGAUAUGGUGCUUCAAGGGCCGCGCAUUUUCAGAGCAGGUCUCGCCAUCAGUCAAACAGGCGGCCACGCGGACUUGCGUGGCCCUUACGAUCAUACACAGUGCUGCGGUGGCACUAUCUCGGCUCUUGGACGAGUAUGCGACGGCGUCCCAGAAUGCAUCCGAGGCACACGAGAAGAACUGCGCACCGGGGCAGACUUCAUCAAGAUCAUGGGAGGCGGCGGUGUUGCCAGCCCGACCGAUAAACUCGAGAAUAUCCAGUUUACUCCCGAAGAAGUCCGGGCGAUCACGACUGUUGCGAGAAAUAACGGCACCUACGUUACUGCUCACGCCUACACUCCUCAAGCGAUUCGUCAGGCUGUUGAUAAUGGUGUCAUGGGUAUUGAGCAUGGCAAUCUAAUUGACCCGGAAACGGCCAAAUACAUGGCAGCAAAAGGCGUAUAUCUGACUCCUACGCUGAUCACUUACUCGGCCAUGAAUAGCCCGGAGUUCAAGAGUUUCCUGCCCCCAGAAUCAGCCGAGAAAAAUGUUCAAGUACUUGACGCAGGAGUCAAAUCAUUAAAGAUGGCUUUCGACGCGGGCGUCAACAUCUGUUUUGGAACCGAUCUUCUUGGACCGAUGGGUAUACUGCAAACUCAUGAAUUUGCUUUGCGGUCUCAGGUCCUGUCGGCGGAUGCAUUGUUGAAAAGCGCAACCGUUACCCCGGCAAAGAUGAUGAAGCAAGAAGAAAAGUUGGGGCAAAUUGCUCCGGGAUUUGUCGCUGACAUUCUCAUUCUUAACGCCAACCCUCUUGAGAAUAUCAAAAUCUUUGAUGCACCGGACGAGCAUCUGCUGGCAGUGCUCAAAGAAGGACGUGUCCAUGUGAGCCGAUGGUCAAAACUUCCCGAGGAUGUGUUAAAGCGGCAGUCAUUUAUUGAAUAA